Messenger RNA from Cyclopterus lumpus (lumpfish), 4191 nucleotides. RefSeq names its product ubiquitin-conjugating enzyme E2Z (gene ube2z). Gene Ontology annotation, molecular function: cysteine-type endopeptidase inhibitor activity; ubiquitin conjugating enzyme activity. Bases 421 to 1632 code for a protein of 403 amino acids. NCBI's taxonomy places the organism in Eukaryota, Metazoa, Chordata, Actinopteri, Perciformes, Cyclopteridae. Gene Ontology annotation, cellular component: nucleus. Gene Ontology annotation, biological process: negative regulation of apoptotic process. The record is from RefSeq and is a predicted model, not a curated record. The transcript has 7 exons.
GUUUUUUUAUCAUUUCAGCGCAGCUUAACUAGCUAGAAAUCAAACCCUGAAGUUGCGUUGAGUGGAUGCGGUCGCUUAAAAACCAAAAUAUUCGGACCCCGGCCAGAUUAAAGCUGACAACAGGCGGACAGUGAGUCGGCGUCACGAGCCGAGAGAAGGUGGACGAGGUCAUUUUCCAGACGACUUCAUACUUUUCUGGAGGCCUCGGGGAAAAACACAUCACGAUAAGCUAACGAUAAGUAGCCACCAUGUCGUGGGAAGAAAUGCCCCGUUUCGUGGCCUCGCCUCUGCCCCGCUGGCCUGCUCUCUGAUUCCGCGCCGCGGUAACUUCGCACUCGGCCGCCCAAUGCAGCUAACAGCUAGCAUUAUAAAUUAGUCAACACCCGACGGUUUCACUCUCCGCUCUUUAGCUCGCGAGCCAUGGCGGACAGCUUCGGAGAGCAGUCCAGCGGCGGUGCCCACGGCUCAGGCGUCACCGGACAGGGGAGCGGAGCUUCGCUGCUGCCGACUUUGGCCAACUCUUUACCGGUGGGACACUCUGCGUCCAGCGGUGGUCACACCAGCCCGGCCUCCCCCCCUCCCGCGGCGGCCGCGCAGAGUGGCCUUACUGCUUUGGUGGCCCCCAUGUCCGCUGUCAACGCAACCACGGCCGGGUUUGGUAACACGUUCACCCCCGGCUCCUUUCCCUCGGUCGUGGCCGUGUCUCCGAGCUUACACGCCUCCUCGGUUCUCCCCGGUGUCGGGCUCGGGCUUGGUGGGGUGGCAGGAGCGGACCUUCUGUCCCAUAUCCACGCCACGUCUUGGGACCCGACCCUGAGUACGGACUGGGACAACGAGAAGGCUUCCCAGCAGUGCAUCCUGAGGAUAAAGAGGGAUAUCAUGUCCAUCUACAAGGAACCUCCGCCAGGGAUGUUUGUCGUUCCCGAUCCUCAAGACAUGACCAAGAUCCACGCCCUGAUCACUGGGCCGUUCGACACGCCCUAUGAGGGUGGCUUCUUCCUCUUCCUGUUCCGCUGCCCCCCCGACUACCCCAUCCACCCACCGCGGGUCAAGCUCAUCACCACCGGACACAACACCGUCCGCUUCAACCCCAACUUCUACCGCAACGGCAAAGUCUGCCUCAGCAUCCUGGGGACAUGGACAGGCCCAGCAUGGAGCCCAGCGCAGAGUAUUUCAUCUGUCCUCAUCUCCAUCCAGUCCCUGAUGACGGAGAACCCCUAUCACAAUGAACCUGGCUUUGAACAGGAGCGCCACCCGGGGGACAGUAAGAACUACAACGAGUGCAUCCGCCAUGAAACCAUGAGGGUCGCUGUGUGCGACAUGCUGGAGGGCAAAGUCCCGUGUCCAGAAGCCCUGUGGAGUGUGAUGGAAAAGUCCUUCCUGGAGUACUACGAUUUCUACGAGGGCGUCUGCAAGGAGAGACUGCAUUUACAGGGACAGAACAUGCAGGAUCCGUUUGGCGAGAAGCGCGGCCGCUUCGACUACCAGGGCCUGCUGGCUCGCCUCGGCGCCACCCACAGGCGGGUACGCGAGAAGAGCCUGGCAGAGGAAGAACGCAACGUCGAGGAUUCAGACUCUGACACCAGCUCCACGGGGACGGACCCCGACAGCCAGGGAAGCUCCCAGCCCUAACUCCCCCCACCUCGGACAGCGCUGGACUUAAGCGCCGGGCCAAGAACUUAAGGGCAAAUGGACCUUUUUUUCUUUUCUUUUUUCUCUUUUAUUUGUUUGGUGUGCAGUGGAGGAACAAAGUCACAGGAUAAGUUUAGCGAAUUGGAAUUAAGCUUCUGUUGUACGUUUCAGAGAGAGAGAGAAGUAUUUGUAGUCCUCUCUACAAUGAAAAUCAUCCGCUCGUGAAAUGCCCGGUGAAUCUGGCUUGGGGCGGUGUAGUUGUGCUACUUGUGUAGCUAACCAGCUGCCAUGUCGAUGUCCUGUUUGAUAAAAAAGAAAAGCCAGAUGGAUGUUGAGAUCAACCAGCCACUGUGCAUAUAAAAGGUUAGAUCCGUGGCUCAAGCCGCUGAAUGCAGAUAUUGCAUCAUUCUAAAGUAGUUCGCUCCACUUUGACCCACGAGCCUAGUCAGUCUCUUUCACAUACUCUGUACUUAGGAUCUGAUGGGGAUCAAACCCAGGGCUCCCUUUGCUUUUGAGACCGAGAGCAGGUUGGGGGGCCAGGCGAAGGGGGCCGCAUACUGGCAAUGUAGGCUCUCUUUCGCCUUUUAAAUCCAAGGACAGACCUUUUUAACAAGCAGGAUGUAGUUGGACGAAGUGGCGAGGCCGAGGACUCCGCUACCGGGCCACUUUAAGAACAUCAGCAGCUGUUGCCGUUAGUUGUAUAAAGAAAACUUCUGCUUAGCUUGCAGUUCUAAUUGUGCUGUCGAGUCGACAGUGAAUCAAUUCCCCAGACGAGAAGCCGGUAGAAAGAAAUGUCACCAUUGAAAUCCACCUUUUUGUUAUGCCGUGUUCUUACUGUUGUGCUGAAACUAAUGCUUCACUUCUGCAGGCUGCGUUGUUUACUUGGGAAAACCCUGCUGUUCUCACCUGUGAUUACGGACCAUCGCUGCGCUUCAGCUACAUCCAGCUGGCUUCUGGGAGGGGGAACUAAUGGCGGCAAGCAAAAGUAACUCCCCGUGUUCUCACGUCUGAAAUGAGGGUCCAUUCCAAUGCUUUGUAGCGUGUAUACCGCUUUAGUAUUGCUUUCUAUGUCAUUUAAAUUCAUACUUUUUUGUUAAAAAUAAACCCGAUACUCCAGUAAUUUCAUAUACCUAAAGAGAGCUGCAGCAAUGACCCAGAAGUGAGUCGGCAUUUUUUGUAUUUCCUGUUCCCUCUUCUCAAAGCCAAUGUGUUUUCUUUGUUCAACGCCCAAAAUAAGCUCUGAGAUUUUAACAUUUUGUUCUACGACAUAUAAAAUGCUUUAGUCGAUAGACCCCUCGUGAUGUUUGAAUCUUUUUACGAGUCUUAACAAGUGGCUAAAUGAGACGACGGAACCAGUCCUCCUUUUAGUUAGCUUGUUACUUCUGCCGCUUGCAUUCCCGCUUCAAAAAUCCUAAAAGUGGUGUUCGUUAAAGAAGAUUAUGAACAAAAUGUUUAAGUAGAAUAAACAUUUGUUUGCCACAGAGCUUGUUUUCUGAAAUAAUCCAGAAUCCAAUGGAAAAAUCCCAUUGAUUUAUUUUUCGUCGAGGGAACCGGAGCGAUUGCUCACGACAGGAAGGACUCCACGGAGUAGCCGAUAGCGGUCUAACUCUGCUAAAACAGACAGUAUGUGAGCAUUGUGUCCAGGUAGAGUUUGGGAGAGCCCAUUCUCUUCUAGGAAUGGUUGGACAUUUCUUGCCGAGAGUUGGAUAAGACCGAUAGCUAAAGCUUGGAGACUGUAAACCAUGGGGGGGUGGGGGGCGGUGCUUCAUCAUCUUCAUCCACAUACUAGCACUCCCAAAGCUCACUAAUUAUCACAUAUCUCUGUUUAAUCUGCAACAACAACAUGUAACAGUGACAUUUAACAAGAGAUUUAACAUCAAUGAAACAAACAAGAUCCGACGUGUUAAGUGAGCAUUGAACGGUGCCGGUAAACGGACAUUGUUACCUUUUAAGCUAAGCUAGCCGUUUUGUGAUAGCCAUCAAUUCAACUCUUCGCCAGAAAGGGAAUUGGAAUAACUCCUCAUUCCGAAUGCAGGCUCUUAACUUCCACAUUAACGCCCUUCUUGUACGCUUUUCAACGAGGGGUCGGACCAAUGUUGUCUUGUGCUGUCGUGUUUGCUUUCGGCCGUCCAACGUCCUCCGGGGUUCGCCUCGAGCGCUCCACCUCCACAGUGUUGGUGAAGAGAGGGGCGGCCUGCUCCUGCUGUCCUGUCCAAACCCCGGCCCGCCCGGCAGAGGCUCGUACGCUCAAAAUGGGGUUUACGAAUGCAGGGCAUUCCUUUUUUAUUUAGUCUUUUUUAUUAUGUUGUAGAAUGUUUAUGCAGAGAAGCGGCUCCGAGCAGAAUAUAUGUAAUGGUCAAACUUCCCCGAACGUGGAUGAGAAGAGAUCGUAUCCCUGUUUUGGUUUGUGUUGUGUUUGUGCUUAAAGCAGGGUUCUUCUGGGGCGCUAUUAAAAAAGCCUGGAUUACUGACGGAAGAGAUCAUUUCCUGGUCUGAUAAAAUGUCUGUAUCGUUCAGACGUUCUGGAGAAGUACAGAAUAAAAUGUUGUUCAGUCCUGA